Messenger RNA from Melanotaenia boesemani (Boeseman's rainbowfish), 4329 nucleotides. It is a transcript of the gene clptm1l, whose product is annotated as CLPTM1 like. The coding region runs from base 353 to 2020 and encodes 555 amino acids. The record is from RefSeq and is a predicted model, not a curated record. Gene Ontology annotation, cellular component: membrane; endomembrane system. NCBI's taxonomy places the organism in Eukaryota, Metazoa, Chordata, Actinopteri, Atheriniformes, Melanotaeniidae. The transcript has 18 exons.
AGGAAGCGAAUUGCGGAAAUAUAAGUCCACCUCACGCUUACAGCUUACAAUUUUUUUUAUUUUUUUUUACAUUUUUGUCUUUAAAUAAGAGAAAUAUCGUGCAGGCAUCAAAUGUCUUCCGUUAACACUUGUGGAAGGCUUUAAAGAAAAAAUGUCAUCGCUGUUUGCUGCCCGGUGGAACCUGUAAGACACCAGAAGAAGACAGAACCUGUAAACUGACUGGACGGAUGGGCAGCCAAUGAUCCAGCUGAGAGUGUCCUGUCACCAACAGCCUGCCAGAUUUAACGCCGGUAAUGACUUAUGGCCUUGCUGCUCAGCUAGCUGAGGGAGACAGCAACACAAAACAGGCAUCAUGUUCCUCAAAACAUCCUUCACCACCCUGAUCGUGGGGGUGUUUGUGGUGUAUGUGCUCCACACCUGUUGGGUGAUGUAUGGGAUUGUGUACACCAAACCCUGUGAUAUCCUUAAAGGAGACAACUGCAUCACACCCUUCCUGGCAGGGAACCCCAAGCUACAGUUGAGUAUCUUCACUGCAUUACGGGCAAAUGCAGAUGGAGGUCAUACUCUGAUCCACAAGGAGGAUAACUUUGAUGUCACCACCAAGUUUGAGAGGAUAGUCAAUGUUUCCCUCCCAAAGAAAACCCGUAAUAAUGGGACUCUCUAUGCAAUAAUAUUUGUCCAUCAAGCUGGCCUCAAUCCAUGGCAGGAUCCACGCCAAGUCCAUGUAGUGGCUCAGCUCACUACUUACAUGGUCCCGAAACCUCCUGAAAUUUCGCUGAUAUCUGGAGAAGAUGAAACACAGGGUCUAAAACAAGAAGGCCAGAAAAAGAAGCAGCAUGAUGGUAACACUGCUGCAGGAGCUGGGGCAAAAGGUGGAGCUGCUUCCUCGUCAGAUCACCCCGUUUCCCACUGGCGCUCCCGCCUAACUCUCAACAUUGUCAGUGACCACUUCCUGUUCGACAGAGAAUAUCUUCCAAGUGAUGUUCACAGAUACCUCAGAGUAUUCCAGAAUGGGAAGAAGAUGGUGUAUCUACCUCUGCUGUUUGUUGAUGAGCUCAGCAACCGAGUCAAGGACCUGGUGGAGAUCAACAGUACCUCCACAGAGUUGCCUCUGACCAUCUCCUAUGACUCCAUCUCUCUGGGGAGGCUUCGAUUCUGGAUCCACAUGCAAGAUGCUGUUUACUCUCUGCAGCAGUUUGGUUUUACAGAGAAGGAUGCCGAUGAAAUCAAAGGGAUCUUUGUGGAUACCAACCUGUACUUCCUGGCUCUGACUUUCUUUGUCGCUGCUUUUCAUCUCCUUUUUGACUUCUUGGCUUUUAAAAACGACAUCAGCUUCUGGAAGCAGAAGAAAAGCAUGGUGGGAAUGUCGAGCAAGGCAGUCCUGUGGCGAUGCUUCAGUACCAUAGUGAUUUUCCUGUACUUGUUUGAUGAGCAGACGAGCCUCCUUGUCCUCAUACCUGCUGGAAUUGGCUCUAUCAUUGAAGUGUGGAAAGUAAAGAAGGCUUUUAAGAUUCAGGUUUUCUGGAAAGGAGGCAAGCCAACAUUCCUGUUUGGAAAAUUAGAUGAAUCAGAGAGGAGAACAGAAGAAUAUGACACUCUGGCCAUGAAGUAUCUCUCAUACCUCCUUUACCCACUUUGCAUUGGAGGGGCAGUGUAUGCUCUGAUUUUUCUACGAUAUAAGAGCUGGUACUCGUGGUUGAUCAACAGUUUGGUGAAUGGUGUAUAUGCAUUUGGCUUCCUCUUCAUGCUUCCUCAACUGUUUGUCAAUUAUAAGCUAAAAUCUGUGGCCCACCUUCCCUGGAAGGCCUUUAUGUACAAGGCAUUCAAUACCUUCAUCGAUGAUGUGUUUGCCUUCAUCAUCACCAUGCCCACAUCUCAUAGACUGGCCUGUUUCAGGGAUGAUGUGGUGUUUCUCAUUUACCUUUACCAGAGAUGGCUCUACCCAGUGGACAAAACAAGAGUAAAUGAAUAUGGAGUUUCGUAUGAUGAAAAACCCAAAGGGAAGACUCACAAGGACUAGAAAGAAAAGGGCUACUGACGUCUAUGAUCUGGUAACUGUGAAUGUCACCUUGUCUCCACUCUUAUCCGCUGAAAUAAAAGGAGCUUUAAUUUCAGAGGAGCAAAGUAAACGGGAUUAGGUGACAUCUAGAACUGAAGUUGCUGAUUGCAACCAACCUACUGAAUAUCCCCUCCAUCACCCUCCCCUGCAGUGGCUGCUAAAAACUUGAUGAUCACGAAGGACCUCUGUAACGCCAGUGUUUGGUUUAUCCAUUUUGAGGUGCUGUUGAAAACAUGGCAGCACAACAUGGUGAAGUUUUUGGAAGAGUAUCCAUGUUGUUACUAGAUAGAAGUCACUAAAAACAAAUUAAUUCUUAUUUUCACCACUGUUUUAUUUUUGUGAAAACGUAGCUCAUCCGUAAUAUUACACACUGGAACUUACUAACAUCAACUGAACAGAGCUUAACGGUCCAGCUGGUUAUAAAAGGACCAAAACCAUGAACAUUCUAGUGGUUCCUGAUGAUUUCUACCAUUCCAGAGUGUAAGUUGUGGUCUUCUGCUUCCCUGGCUCUUAUGGCCCUGGCCCUAUGCACCAUUCCCUGCAGUUUAUAGUGGUAUUUUGUUUAGCAGUGUGUGAUGAGGCACAUAGAUCAGGAAGAUGUUGCCCUUUUUAUAAAACUAAGGAAGCAGCCUAGAAAAAAAAAAAUCAUGUUUUUGAGGUUGUGUGAAUGGCAUGUUGCAGUUUGGAGAGGUAUGCUCUGCUCACGCAGUGGUUCAGUACUCGAUUCUAAAUAUGAGCACAGGAAUGACGUUGGUGACUUUCCUAUCAACAUAUAACUACACUGGGAAUUCCCAAUGUAUGCCGUAGCCACUGCAAAUGUGGACUAGAAGUAAUAUUUGUCAAAAAGGGAUUUUUUAAUUACUUUAAACAAUGUUUGAAGACAUUAGGAGUCUGCUUCAGUCUGCUUUGAGAAACCAGUACAUGCAGUAUACCCAGGAUUUGUUAUAAAAACAAUUUAAUAAUCUACAUUUAUGUAUUCUAAAUUUAAAAAAAAAAAACACAAAAGAAAAAAUUUCUUGCUGUACCGAGAUCACAGGAAAGCUAUCUUUCUUGCUGUGCUAUGACAGGAAUGGCACUAUAUUCAUUCACCAUUUUAUUAUCUUAAAUAAUGGACUUUGGCAAAUAUGAACCAUCUCUGUUUAUACUCUUGUGCACACUCAGAUUACUACAUAGAUACCAUACUGGAUAUGGCAGAGCUUUCAGAAGACCCAGUUUCCAAUCGUGAUUACAGAUUUUGUCAUCAUAGUGGAAGCUGGGAAUUGCAUUUACACAAAUAUUGCAUAAAUGCUCCGUAAACCAAGCCGUGCAGUGCAGCACCCCUAAACUAAGUGUGAAUAAUUAUGUUUAAACAACUUGGUUUAAUUUGCUCUCUUGAAAAAGAGUCAUCACAAAGAUUUAAAUGACAUUGUUCAAAAUCAUGUCAACAACAUUGAGGAGUACAGUCUGGUACAAAAAUCAAAGCGAUUCCGUGAAACCCACCUGUCAUAGCUAUAAUAAAUUCUGUACAGGCUGAAAGUCAAUUGAGACUGCAAUCAAGAAAAAGCUCACUUUAAAAAGAGUUAAAUAAUUAAUAAAAAACAAAAUUUUAAAGAACUUUGGGGAAUGGUACAAGUGUUGCCACAAUUACUACAGAGAGGUUUUAGCUUAUGUCUAAAGUCUAAACAGUGAUUUGUUGCCAUGGUGACUAUGUGAACAUUCCUGAAUGUUAAGUUCCUGCAAUGUAUGAAGUUUAGUCUUUUUCUUGAUGUCUAUGAUGUCUUUUUUUCCCUUUACUGUUAUACACAAGGGUACACUGACAACCAUUCUGUUUUCUCCAUCAGUUUUAAUUUUUGUGGUUAUACCUGGCUGAGUAUUUUUAUUUUUUUUUCACAUAUCAGGGCCAAGAAAAUAUGUUGGUGCCAAAUGUACGAGUGAUUCUUUAAACUGUUUGUCAGCGUUUGAUGUGCUCCAUAAAUGAUCCAUGUGAUGCACUGAAUGGAUACUGGCAUUUUGGAGGAAAUGUUUUUGGCAUAAAUUAAGUAUUAACAGAUUUGGAUUUACACAGUCACAUUUUGAUUUUCAUGUGGUUUUAUACCCAUUUUCUUUAAGACAGAAAUACUCUACUUGGAAUGAAUUAUUGUUUAUAGAUCAAGAGCUCUAUACAAAAAGGUCCUCUUGAGUUUUUUUGUUAAAGGGAAAUUCAGUCAGAUUUGCCAGAAAGUUGCCUUGAAAUGGUUAUACUUAUAAUGUUUCUGGUUUUGAUUUAGAUGAAAUAAAGAUGACUGACUUAA